GCAAUUGCCGCAAUCGUUGGAGCGCUUGAUAAGGGGGAGCGCGCAAGUUUUCACUUUGCUCUACAACAGCUACUCAGUCUCGAACAGGCUGAGAAGAGACCUGAGGGCCCACAAGAAGUACCUCUUGGGCGAUACGGCCACACUGCAUGCCUAUGGAGCUCUUCCCCAUCCCCAGAAGACACUGAUUUCCCAAAUGAUGAAAAUUCAUCAACUCACGGGGCACAAUUGAUUAUCUUUGGGGGAUGUGGUGGGACAAAAUAUGAAAGAACUGCGCUGGCUGAUGUGUGGUCCUUGGACUGCGAGACCUGGGCAUGGCAGCAGCACAUAUACACAGGAACAGCGCCUGCUCCGCGGCAAGGGCAUUCUGCAGUAGUAAAAGGCAACAAAAUGUUUGUCUUUGGUGGCUGGAGUAGUGAAGGCAAUUACAACGAUCUUUUUGCGUAUGAUUUGCGAAGCCGUGACUGGUGUGAAAUCGACGCUCCUUGGCCCGGUGGGGGUGCGCGCUGGAACAUGUGUGGGUUGCUUGUUCAUGCACGACCCAGCACAAAAUUCUUUGUUUUUGGAGGCGCAUCUGGCGAGACUUCAGAGCAGCCAAGGAGAUUCCAGACAGGACUGUGCUCGGACAUUGGUGUUUUGACUCUCGGAGAGCAGCUCAAUUGGGACGUUGUGUCUACUAUCUCUGCCGCAACAGCGGCUGCAGAGCACCGUGAAACCUUGGAAAAAUCAGGAACCCUCAAGCGCAGAACGCAUGGCAGCAUUGAAAGUGCUGCACUUCAGGUUGCAGCACAGGCUGCCGACCUUCCUUCGCCACGAGAGGGUGCAACGAUGGCAUACUUUGCUGAGGACUCAACGCUGUUAAUAUUUGGUGGCUGGAGUGGAAAGUGGCUUGGCGAUCUGUGGGCAUGUUGCGUCUCCUCCGUCGUUGGGCCUCCAUACGCAGUCCUAAGCGUAUCUCCACCUUACGGCCCAGUUACAGGAGCAACUAAGAUUAGUCUCAAAGGAGCAGGGUUUUCUCCAGGGGCCAUAUGUGUUCGCUUUUCUUGUAGCAACUUCUUUUUGGAUGUUCCCGGUACCUUUGUGUCUUCAACAGAAAUUCAGGCCGUAACGCCGAAUGUUAAAACUACCUUUGGUGGGUUAGGCCACGCUCACCAAUUUUUAAUGACCUUUUCCUGUUUUUCAGGCCCGCGCACAUGCGAGAUUCGCGUGAAGAUUGGCGGGAAAGACUUGACUUCUUCUUUAUGUUCGUUUCAGUUCUUUGCGAAUUCUUGUGCAUCGUGUUGCCUUGCCGUGGGGCCUGGGCUCCUAAAUGACGGAAUUCCUGGUGUACCGACAUCAUUCUUCAUCGAAGCCAGGAAUGCACAAAAUGAGAAGAGAACUACAGGAGGCGACAAAUUUAUAGUAAAGGCGCUUGUUCUUCCAGAGCAGCCGUCGAGUCUCCAACAGGCUAGUGAUGAGCCAACAAUAACUGACGCCCCUUCAGAAAUUCCCUUACAGCUCCCCGUAUGCGUAGACGACUACGAAAAUGGCACGUAUCUGGCUACUUAUACUGCGCCUUUCCCGGGGAGGGUUUCUGUACAAAUUCUUCUUGAUUCACAAGAUGGAACGCCAGUCCAGGACAUUCGAGGAUCACCAUUUUUGGCCACAUUCGUAGAAAAGCCACGGCCCAGAGCAAACGAGUUCUCUGGGCCUACAGUUGCUGCGUUUGUUGCGAAUGCCAUGAGCCUUCUUGAGAAAUUCUGCCUGCGCACGGAAGCAGGACUCCAGGUACUCGUGAAACCUGGUGACCGUCGCAGUCUAUUAGAGUCCAGACAGCAUAUUAAAAAUGUUGAAAUUUUCCAGAGUGAACAUGACUUAUAUCUCGAAGUGCUCCACGUUGCUUUGGAAAAGUUACACGAGUUCGGUGCCAGCGUCGAUUCGAGCAAUAGGGCCCUAAGGAAAAUACGCGAAAGACGAACUGCCUUGGAGGCUUUAGCCCAGAACCGGAGGCAAGAACUGGCAGGGUUAUUUGAAGAAGAAGCGGCUAAGACACGCAGAGCUAUACAGGAACUAAACACAUACGUGUGCUCCUUACAAGAGACACUGGCUGAGGAACGCUUCUACUCUUUCCAAACGCCGCCAGCGGAAGCAAGAAGUAGAAUCAAAGAAAUUAUGGAGCGGACUGGUGAAAUGGUCCGAACGCUGGAGGCAUUGCAAGCCCCUGCAUCUUCAUUUGACUUUCCUGAGUUGCUCAAUGAAUCAAGAGAGAAACUUGUUUCCAUGGAGACAGAGCUACAAAAUGUAACGCAGUUUUGGAACGUUGCAGAGUCCAUGCUUCAGCAGAUUGAAGGCUUCCGAGAACUUCGUUGGCAAGACGUUGAUGGGGUUCAAAUUGAGAUAGCUAUUAAAGCAAUGCAAACGAACUUGCGCAAGAAUGUAAAGGUAGAUAAAAAGAGCGACGCAUACGUAGGGCUAGCGGCUGCCCUCAAAACUUGGGCUCAGAUUGCACCCCUAAUUACCGAGUUGCGUGGAGCCUACAUGCGUGACCGUCAUUGGAAUGAGCUUCUUGAGCUUGCACGGAAAUCUCUUCAAAUAUCUGCUGACACGCGGCUCGGCGAGAUAGAAGGCUUGAAUCUCCUUGCUUUGCAAGCGAGUGUUGAAGAGGUCUCUGACAAGGCAAAGCAAGAGGAGGCAAUCGAAAAGAACUUGACCCUCCUUGCAAAUACUUGGGAAAGUGCCUUGUUCGUACUCACGCCGGCUAGGCAGUCUAAUGUUAGCCUACUCUCCCUUUCGGAGGAGUGCAGCGAAAUGCUCGAGGAGCACCAGAUGCUGGUUCAAAACAUGAUUGCCUCGAAAUUCUUCGCAACUUUUGAGACUGAAGUGAUACAUUGGCAGAAGGUUCUUGCCACGGUCGGGGAGGUUACUCAACUAAUGCGUGAGGUGCAAAGGUCUUGGACCUUUCUGGAAAACCUGUUUCUUCACUCUGAAGAAGUAAAACGGGAACUUCCGGAGGAAGCCAAACGUUUUGUCGCGCUGGACCUUAGCAUGAAGCAGGUGUUACGGGAAGGAGCAGACAAUUCAAAGGUUAAAGAUUUCUGCGUCACGCCCGAAAUUGCGAAUCAGCUUGAUGAACUCCAGAAACAGCUUUCGAUGUGCGAGAAAGCCCUAAACGAAUUCAUGGACUCGAAACGGAAAACAUUUCCGCGCUUCUUCUUCGUCUCGUCAGUUGAUCUGCUGGAUAUUCUUUCCCACGGAAAUGACCCUCCAGCCGUCAUGGUGCAUAUGCCGAAGAUUUUCCAAGCGAUUCAGCAGUUCAACUGGAGGAACGCUCUACCGUCUGACAAGGAUCAAGGUAGACCUGUUGCUAUAGGAAUUACCUCAUGUGUUGGCAGUGAACAGCUUGCACUUCCUCAAGAAAUGGCGUUCAGAGGAAAAGUCGAGUGCUACCUGGACGACUGCAUAUCUAUGAUGCACUCAACAGUCCGCCACUAUCUAAAGAAAUCAUUUGCUGCGCGUUUGACAGCCUCAUCAAAAGUUGAUUGGCUAGUAUCAGAUCCAGCAGCCCAAGCAACGCUUUUGGUGAACACAGCCACUUGGGUUGCCCACAUAGAAGAUGCCUUUGCAAGCAUGCAGGAGAAUCCUGGUUCACUGGAAGCGUGCAUGGAGCGGCACGUCAGUGAGCUCCGUUCCUCAAUUACACUAGUUCAAGGCACGUUAACUCCUGCUAUUCGGCAAAAGCUAAUGUGCGUAAUCACAAUCGACACCCACGGCCGCGAUGUAAUCCAACGACUCCUGGCUGAGAAAGCCAGUUCGGUUGACUGCUUUCAGUGGCAGUCGCAGCUAAAGUAUUUCUGGGAUGCAGAAAACCAAGAGGUAGUUGUCCGAAUCACCGAUGCGUCAUUUGGCUACGGUUAUGAAUACCUUGGGAAUGGGCCUCGCCUGGUGGUUACUCCUUUGACCGAUCGGAUUUACGUGACAGCAACUCAGGCGUUGCACCUUGCUAUGGGCUGUGCACCAGCUGGCCCUGCGGGUACUGGCAAAACUGAAACUACUAAAGAUCUUGCGUCUGCCCUUGGCAAGGCAUGCUAUGUUUUCAACUGCUCGGAUCAAAUGGACUAUCAGUCCAUGGCAAAUAUUUUCAAGGGACUUGCGGCCUCCGGUUCUUGGGGUUGCUUUGACGAGUUUAAUCGACUUGUUCCCGCAGUGCUAAGCGUUUGUUCAGUGCAGUUUAAAGCUGUACUUGACGCCAUAAAGGCACACGCUAAGACGUUCUUCAUUCAAGGGGACGAAAUUGCACUCGACCCUACUUGUGGAGUGUUCAUUACUAUGAACCCAGGAUACUUAGGUCGAUCUGAGCUUCCUGAGGGCCUCAAAACUUUGUUCAGGCCAAUUACAGUCGUCGUUCCCGACCUAGAAUUAAUUUGCGAGAACAUGCUGAUGGCUGAAGGCUUCGUCGAAGCAAAAGAACUGGCUCGUAAAUUCACUCGGCUGUAUGCUUUGUGCAAAGAUUUGCUCUCCAGUGCACCGCACUAUGACUGGGGCCUGCGCGCUACCAAGUCUGUAUUGGUGGUAGCGGGAACGUUCAAAAGGCAAUGGCCUGACCUCUCCGAGCAGGCGAUCCUCAUGAAGGCACUGCGGGAUUCAAACCUGGCCAAAAUAGUGGCAGACGAUGCCAAAGUGUUUCAAGGCCUUUUGAGUGAUUUGUUUCCUGGAGUUGAGCCACCCCCCCAGACUGACGAAGCUUUUUCUGAAGCGGUGGUACGAAUCUGCAAUGAGAUGGGCCUAACAGUUAACGACAGUCUCUCCUUAAAAACUCUCCAGAUGAGAGACUUGCUGGCUAUUCGCAUGUGCGUCUUCGUCAUGGGGCGACCGGCGUCUGGGAAAAGCACAGUAUGGAAAGUCCUAGCAAAAGCUCAAGAUGCUCUUGGAAGCAAGACCACUAUAGUUGACAUCAAUCCGAAGUCUGUAACUACCGACGAGCUUUAUGGCUAUGUAAAGAUGUCAACCCGUGAAUGGCAAGAUGGGAUACUGUCAAAGACUAUGCGAUCGCUAGGGCAAGUUGGCGAUACAAUGCCAAAGUGGAUCGUCUUGGACGGUGAUCUGGAUGCGAACUGGAUUGAGUCAAUGAACUCUGUGAUGGACGAUAAUCGCAUACUAACACUCGCAUCAAAUGAACGCAUUCCACUCAAACCACAUAUGCGCAUGAUUUUCGAGAUUCGAGACCUCAACUAUGCGUCACCGGCCACUGUUUCCAGAGCAGGGAUCAUUUUCGUUAGCGACACGGCUGGGGAACAGUGGAGAAGCUACGCUCGCAGCUGGCUUCAACGUCAGUCCUGGUCGGAUUCAACCAAGGGGAUUAUAGGGAAGCUCUUUGAGAAAUAUUGUCCAGACACGCUUGACUUUAUUGAACGCCAGUGCAAGCUCAGCGUCCAAGUUUACAGUUUGCAAAUUGUAGCUGCAUUAUGCAACAUGCUAGAGGGUCUCUACCCCGAGGAACCGCAAGCUCCCGAAUUCGCCUUUGUAUUUUGCCUUGUUUGGGCGGCUGGAGGCAGUCUCCAAGAAAAAGACGGAAUUGACUAUCGUAGACAGUUUAGCAACUGGUGGCGCUCAGAGUGGAAAGUCAUUAAGUUCCCAAGCAAGGGAACAAUCUUCGAAUAUUUUGUCGAUGCUGCGAAGUUUGAAAGCUGGGAGUCACAGGUUCCCUGCUUUGACUUCCAGGGAACUCAGGGAAUCGACAACAUAUCUGUUCCAACUGCAGAAACUGUAUCAAUGCUACACUUCUGCAAGACCAUACUUAAGCUUCACGCUCCAGUCAUGUGCAUUGGCUCCUCUGGUUGCGGCAAGACCCAGUUGUGCAAAGCAGCUUUAGCUUCUCUGAGUCCUCAAAGCUACUCAGCAUUUACGGUCAAUUUCAACUUCUACACGGACUCAGCACUUUUGCAGACACUGCUCGAACAACCUCUGGAAAAGAAAGCCGGCAGGCAAUUUGGACCCCCCGGAAAGGUGCACCUGGUGUACUUCCUUGACGACUUAAACAUGCCUCAACUCGACCCAUACAACACGCAGAGUGCUAUAGCCCUCUUGAGGCAACAUUUGGAUUAUCAGCAUUGGCUUGAUAGAAACAAGAUGCAGAUAAAAGAUAUUGGAAACACACAAGUUUUGGCAGCGAUGAAUCCCACCGUAGGGUCCUUUGUCGUGAAUCCCCGCCUCAGUCGUCAUUUCUGGGUGUUAAACGUACCCAUGCCUGAAUUAACAUCUAUAUUCACAGUCUAUGCCUCGAUUCUCAACGGGUCGUUUGGUGCUCGGAACUUCCGGAAGGCAGUGAAGGAGCAAAUAAUGUCUUUGAUAAAGGCAACCAUGAGCAUUCAUAGCGAGGUAAGCUCAAGAUUCCUCUCGUGCAUAUAGGCGUUAAUAGGAUAAAAUCGCACGCGCGUUUUAGAAACCUCGCUUGUUUUCCGAUAGGUAUCUGUAGUACAAAGUUUCCGCAAAACCGCGGUCAACUUUCACUAUGAAUUCAACCUACGCCACUUGACAAAUGUCUUCCAGGGAAUCUUGUCUGCUUCACCGCAGAAUAUGCAGGACCCUGAAAAAUUGGUACUGCUAUGGCUUCAUGAAUGUGAGCGGACCUUUUCCGACCGACUAGUAAGCCAAGAGGACGCUUUGAGAUACAGAGCAAUUGCGGCUGAGUGCACAAAGAGGACAUUUGGGAAGCUCAACCUGGGAAAGUUUGUGCAAGCGAAAAAUCCGGAACCACUUAUUUUUGCUCAUUUUGGAAAAGAGGGAACAGGAGCAUAUGAUUUUUCAGCAUAUGACCGGAUUGCAACGAUGGACGAACUUGCGACGGUCCUCCGAGGAGCACUGAACGAUUACAACGAGAUAAAUCCGGCAAUGGAUCUAGUGUUGUUCGAUGAUGCUAUGCAUCAUGUCUGUAGGAUAUCUAGAGUCAUCAACAACAGAUCAGGUCAUGCUCUUGUUGUUGGUGUCGGCGGCUCGGGGAAGCAGUCGUUAACCAGGCUGGCGUCCUUUAUCAGCGGCUUUUCUACUCAGCAGCUGUGCAUAUCGUCUACAUACGAUGUUCGGGAUCUCAAAACCGAUAUAAGGAGCAUGUACUCCAGGGCAGCAUUGAAGGAUGAAGGAGUGGUGUUCCUACUGAGCGAUGCACAAAUCGCAAAUGAGCGAUUUUUAGUCUACGUCAACGAUAUACUUGCUUCAGGGGAAAUUGCUGACUUGUAUGAGGGAGAUGAUAAAGACCAAUUAAUUAAUUCCAUUCGGCCACUGGCAAAGGCUGCGGGAGUAUCUGACACUCGAGAAGGUUGCUGGAGCUUUUUCAUGGACAAAAUUAAGCGUAAUCUGCACAUGGUAUUGUGUAUGUCACCAGUACACGAUAACCUGAGGACUCGGGCCCGCAAGUUUCCUGCCCUCGUCAACUGUACCGUAAUCGACUGGUUCCAGCCAUGGCCAUAUGAGGCCUUACAUUCAGUGGCAAGCAAAUUUUGUGCGGAGUUGCCCAUCGGUGAUGGAGAUCGUGCAUCCGUUGUAGAUUUCUUGCCUUACAUGUUUUAUGCCGUUAACGAAGCGGCAAAAACUUAUCUGGAAGUAGACAGAAGAUAUGCGUACGUUACGCCAAAAACGUUUAUAGAGGCCAUGAAGCUCUACAAAGUCAUGUUGCUCAAGCGCAUAUCAUCUGUGGAAGAACACAGCGACCGCCUAAGUAGCGGUUUGUCAAAGCUAAUGGAUACCCAAGAAAAAGUGUCUGCCCUAGAGGACGACCUGAGAGAGAAGACAGUUACAGUGGAGGAAAAAAGGGCAGCAGCAGAAGAAUUUGCACACAAGGUCGGAGAAGAAAAAACCAAGGUGACAGCGCAAUCCGAAAACGCAAAUAUCGAGGCUCUCAAAUGCGCCGAAAUUCAGAAGUCUGUUUUGGAACAGCGGGCAUCGUGCGAGGCUGACUUGGAAAAAGCAAUUCCCCUCGUGGAACAGGCAGAAGCUGCUUUAAAUACACUAAACAAAAAGGAUUUUCAAGAAGCCAAGGCUCUCAAUAAACCGCCACCAGGGGUCGAAGAUAUCACCGCGGCAGUCAUGCAUUUGCUCGCGUCUGUUGACCCUAUUAUUGAGGUAGAUAAACAAGGCAAACUCAAAGAUAAGAGCUGGAAGGGCGCACAAAAAAUGAUGAACAACCCCGAAAAGUUUUUGCAAACCCUCAAGGAUUUCAAGGCACUUAUUGAUGAAGGUCACGUUCCCGAGCAGAACUUCAAGGCGGUUGAACCUCUGCUAGCCCUCCCACAUUUUAACCGCGAGGCAAUCCAAAAGAAAAGUACAGCAGCAGCAGGCCUGGCAGACUGGGUAGUUAACAUAUAUCAGUAUUACUCUGUUGUUGUUGCCGUGGAGCCGAAACGAAGAGCACUGGCAGAAGCUACGCAUCAACUGGAGGAAGCCAAUAGAAAGCUUGUUGAAGUGCAGGAACUUGUUGCAGAGCUUGAAGAAAAGCUAGGAACUCUUGUUGCGGAAUUCGAUGCUGCGAUAGCGGAGAAGAACGAUGUAGAAGCCGAGGCCGAAAAGUGUCGCAGGAAGCUUGAUCUUGCUCAACGUCUUAUGCGCUCUUUGGGGUCAGAGGGCGCUCGAUGGGGCCAAAUGAUUGAUGACCUUAAGGAACAGCGUCGAUUAAGCGUUGGAGAUACGCUCCUCUCCUCAGCAUUCGUGGCUUAUGCCGGAGUUUUUAGCAAGAAGUACCGAGAUUGGUUACAUCAUGAAAAAGCAGUUCCUUUUUUACUUGACCGAGGAGUAGCUAUCCAGCAGCCAACAGAUGUGCUUGCACAGCUCACAGACAAAGCCGAAAUGGCUCUCUGGAGCAACCAAGGUCUUCCAUCUGAUGCAACAUCUUUGGAGAACGGUGCGAUAGCCUCUUGCACUGAACGGUGGCCACUGAUGAUCGAUCCCCAGUUGCAGGGGAGGAACUGGAUCCUGGAAAAAGAGAAGGUUCACAGACUUCAGGUAUUGCGUCUAAAUACACCUCAGCUGGUAGCACUGGUGGAGCAAGCUAUUCAGCAGGGCACCAGUGUGCUUAUCGAGAAUAUAGAGCAGUCUAUCGAUCCUGUUCUGGCGCCUGUGGUCGGCCGAAUGACUAUCCGGAGGGGACGGUCACAAUACCUAAAGCUAGGAGACAAGGAGCUUGCGUAUAACCCCAGCUUCAGGCUUUUCCUGCAGACACGAAUGUCUAACCCACACUAUCCCCCAGAAUUGCAGGCCGAGUGCACUCUCAUCAACUUCACUGUCACCGAAAAGGGUCUGGAAGAUCAGCUUCUCGAUUUAACAAUUCAGAAGGAACAGCCGAAACUGUUCCAGAGGCGACUUCAGCUUGUACAACAGCAGAACGAGUUUACCAUUCUGCUCGCUGACCUUGAAAGUACCCUCCUGAAGGACAUAUCUUCUGCUGAAGGCGAUGUGCUGGAAAAUACGGAACUUAUCCAAAACCUAGAAAAGACGAAGAUGGUCACCACAGAAGUAUCCGAUAAAGUCGCUCUUGCAAAAGUGACCGAGGAAAAACUGAACACUCUUUCUGAGAUGUAUAGGCCUGUGGCCCGCAGAGGCGCGACUUUAUUCUUCCUGCUGGCUCAGCUUUUCAAAAUCCAUAGCUUUUAUUUGUUUUCUAUGGAAUCCUUCGUGGCGGUGGUCAACAGGGCUAUUGACUCAAUUUCAACGAGGUCUCACAACAGUGGAAACGAGGCAGCCUCUCAAGAUGAAUCAGACGGAGAAGGAACAGAUCCACAGCGUGCUUCACACCACCAUUUUCCAAGUGGGGAGGGUCCUCUGACUACAGGAACUAAUAUAUCAUCUUGUCACGACGUUUCAAAGGACAACUCUAGCAGGAGCGAAGCUGAAAUAGAAGCUUCUCAGUCUCCUGACGAUUCCGUUAGACCUGCCGAUGCAACCGUCUGCUAUGGAGGCGGCACGGUUUCCCAGGAAGAACCAGAAUCUGCGGAGCACUGCCCGGCAGUGUCCAUGGCAAGCAGCGCUACAAAGCAUAUACCUGAUGAAAAGGAGAUAAAUAAUGAUGACAGCGAUAUUGAAGCCGAUGCCUCUCGUGUUGCUUUGUUAAAGGACGUUAUCACCAAGUUUACCUUCGUAUCAUGCAACCGGGGUCUAUUUGACAAGCACAAAUUGACUGUUGCUGUUUUCUUAGCACUGCGAAUCAUGGUGGAGCAAAAGUCUGUCACAGAGGAGGAGGUUCGUCUUCUGUCCCAAGUUCGCCCUGAUCCAAGUGCCCCUCCUAUACCAGAGUCAGCCCGGUCGUGGCUUGGAACAGCACAGUGGGCGUGUUGCCGAUCCUUGGAACAGCUAAAAGCAUUCAAAAACAACCAGGUCUCUCUCUUGCAAAACUUUGAUCAAGAUUCUCUUGGAUGGUCUAGGUGGAUAACAGAAGAGGCACCGGAAAAAGCUGAUCUGCCACGACUAUUUCGGGGAGUUACUCAAUUUGAAAAAUUGCUGGUUGUGAGAUACCUUAGACCAGAUAGGAUGAUGGCGGCACUACAACAAUUUGUCGCAGCGCAGCUUGGACAGUUCUACAUAGAGCCUCCGGCAAUCGAUAUACGUGAAAUCGAGAAAGAGGCAGACAGAUUCACUCCAUUAUUCAUUGUCCUUUUCCCCGGUGUUGACCCAACACCCGCAUUAGAAGCAAUUGCAAGAUCAAAAGGGUGUACAGCUGACAAUAACAAAUUUGUAAAUAUAUCAAUGGGUCAAGGCCAAGAAGAGCGAGCCCUUACUGCUGUGCAGACGGCAGCCGAGACAGGCGGCUGGGUUGUGCUACAAAACGUGCACCUGAUGCAGGAUUGGCUCAAGCGCCUUCAACGAACAUUAGAGGCGGUCAGCGUAAAAGCAAACCACCAGUUCAGGUGUGUCGUGACUUCUGAACCGCCACCUCUCCGUGACAUGCAAAUCAUACCAGAGCCUUUACUUCAACGAAGCAUUAAAAUUGCAGACGAGGCUCCACAGGACCUCAAAGCCAACCUCCGCAGGGCGCUCUCCUGCUUUUCCCAGGAGUUCAUUUACUCGUGCUCACGUCCACGGGAAUUCAAAGCUUUAGUCUUUUCCCUGUGCUACUUUCAUGCACUGAUUAUUGGUCGCAAAAAAUUUGGCUUCCUGGGCUGGAGUCGGUCCUACUCGUUUAAUGAGGGGGAUUUGACGAUUUGCGGCAAUGUCAUUAAAAAUUAUCUGGAUAAAUAUUCCGCAAUUCCGUUCGAAGACAUUCGAUAUAUUUUAGGAGAGAUAAUGUACGGAGGCCAUAUCACAGAUGGCUUUGAUCGUCGACUUAAUAACAACUAUCUGGCAAACCUGAUUUUGCCAGAGGUUCUCCAGAGUUACCAACUUGGACCUUCCUUCCGAACACCUGAUCCAGCAAAGACCGAUUUUGUUGCAUACCAAAAAUUUGUAGAGGAGAAAACGCCACCGGAAAGCCCUCAGGUAUUUGGGCUUCAUCCUAAUGCUGAACUGGGGUAUCUGAGCUCGAAGAGCGAUGAGAUGUUUAGUAGCCUCCAAGAAGUCUCUGGUGUUGGGAGAGUUGCAAGUACUGGAAAUAGGAAGGAUGGUUCGGUGCUGACAGUGGUGGAUUCGUUGUUGGCAAAGGUGCCAAUUCCAUUUGAUGCCGCGUCAAUUCGCUCCAAAGUCAAAGAUUUUUAUCCAGAAACUGUUAUUUGCCUUCAAGAAGUGGCAAGGAUGAACAUUCUACUAACCGAGGCGAGAAGAACGCUGGAACAAGUCAAGAGAGGGCUGGAGGGGGCAUUGAACGUAACAGAGGCAAUGGAGCAGCUUGGAGCCUCUCUGUACAUGGGCAGAGUACCCGAGGCAUGGAAACCCUACGCAUACGCGUCGCGAAAGCAACUGGGUUCUUGGUUGCUUGAUUUGGUGGACCGCGUGAAGCAACUCGAGGCAUGGAGCACGGAAUUCACCCUUCCUUGUCCACUAUGGAUUUCUGGGCUUUUCAAUCCCAUGUCUUUCCUGACAGCAGUGAUGCAGGUACGUGCGCGAGCGGAAUCUCUGGCUCUUGACCGCAUGUGCCUGAGGUGGACAGUGACAAAUAUGCGAUAUGGCACUGAGGCAACAACAGUUCAGGGCGGAACGUCACAACAGACGCCUGUGGCACCUCCCGAUAAAGGAGUACUAAUCUAUGGGCUUUUCUUAGAAGGAGCUGCUUGGGAAGAUGGCAAAGGAGAUGUGGAGGGCAACCUGACACAUGCUCAGCCAAAAGUACUCCAGUAUCCGAUGCCUGCCCUGAUAGUGGAGGCCAUUCCAACUGCUGAGGUUGACAACACUUGCAUGUAUAGCUGUCCCGUGUAUCUAACAUCUGCAAGAGGCCCCACUUACGUAACCACUGCGAAUCUCAGCUUCGCCAUGUCUACUAUGAUGGCACUUUGUGCUAUAUGCGGUUAUGCGGGUGCAGAAUGA
This is a messenger RNA of Cyclospora cayetanensis, 12414 nucleotides long. RefSeq names its product dynein heavy chain 17, axonemal. Gene Ontology annotation, cellular component: dynein complex. NCBI's taxonomy places the organism in Eukaryota, Apicomplexa, Conoidasida, Eucoccidiorida, Eimeriidae. Gene Ontology annotation, molecular function: dynein intermediate chain binding; dynein light intermediate chain binding; ATP binding. The transcript has 55 exons. Gene Ontology annotation, biological process: microtubule-based movement. The record is from RefSeq and is a predicted model, not a curated record.